Carassius carassius (crucian carp) is the source of this 1982-nucleotide messenger RNA. It is a transcript of the gene mars2, whose product is annotated as methionyl-tRNA synthetase 2, mitochondrial. Lineage: Eukaryota; Metazoa; Chordata; Actinopteri; Cypriniformes; Cyprinidae. Gene Ontology annotation, biological process: methionyl-tRNA aminoacylation. Gene Ontology annotation, molecular function: methionine-tRNA ligase activity; ATP binding. Bases 27 to 1799 code for a protein of 590 amino acids. The transcript is spliced from 3 exons. The record is from RefSeq and is a predicted model, not a curated record.
ACGCGUCUGGCAGCAGCGGUCUCGUGAUGAGCUCUCGGUGUCUUAUUUUCACUCGUUUCAAAGCAACGGUAAGUUUAUCCAGUCACGCUCUCCGCGGAAUUCUUCCGCGCGUCUACAGUUUCCCUCACCGUCUUGCUUCGCAAUCCUCGAAACCAUAUUACAUCACGACUCCCGUCUUCUACGUGAACGCGCCUCCGCACAUCGGUCACGUGCAUUCCGCGGUCACUGCUGACUGCCUGCACAGAUACAAACUCUUAAAGGGAUACACCUCCAGAUUUGCAACAGGUACAGAUGAACACGGUCUCAAGAUCCAGCAGGCAGCUAGUAAUGCUGGGAAAGAGCCUCUGAGCUUCUGCACCGAGAUCUCAGAGACUUUCAAGCAUGUUUUCCAGAGAUGUGGCAUUUCAUACACUGACUACAUCCGAACAACAGAGCAGAGGCACAGACAGGCCGUCGAAGACUUCUGGAUGGUCCUCCAGAGCCAGGGCUUCCUCUAUAAAGGCACGUAUGAAGGCUGGUACUCCACUCCAGAUGAGAGUUUUCUCACAGCAGCUCAGGUCACGGACAGCACAGACGCAGAAGGACGAAGGGUUAAAGUCUCCAGCGAGAGCGGACAUAAGGUGGAGUGGAUGAAGGAGGACAAUUACAUGUUUCGUCUAUCAGAGUUUCGCACUGAGUUGCUUCGCUGGCUUCGAUCGAACCCGAAGGUGAUCCAGCCGGUGAAGUUUCAGGACUUGGUUCUCCAGUGGCUGGAGGACGAUAUCCCAGAUCUGUCAGUGUCCCGGCAGAAGAGCCGGCUCCGGUGGGGAAUCCCAGUCCCGGGGGAUCCCGAACAAACCGUCUACGUGUGGCUGGACGCUCUGGUGAACUACCUGACGGUGGUGGGGUACCCCGAGAGUCACGCUCACUGGUGGACGGCGGUGCGUCACAUCGUGGGUAAAGACAUCCUCAAGUUCCACGCUGUAUACUGGCCGGCGUUCCUCAUGGCUGCGGGCUUGCCUCUUCCUCAGACGAUAUACGUUCACUCGCACUGGACGGUGGAGGGACGGAAGAUGUCCAAGAGUCUCGGAAACGUGAUCAACCCGUUGGACGCCGUCGAGAAGUUCGGUGUGGAUGCUAUGAGAUACUUUCUUCUCAGGCAAGGUGUUCCGGAUUCGGACUGUGACUAUUACGACGAUAAAGUGGUGAAGAUGUGCAACAGCGAGUUAGCGGAUGCGUUAGGAGGACUAUUAAACCGUUGCACCGCACCCUCGCUCAACCCCUCACAGGUGUAUCCUCGCUUCUCCGACGCUUGCUUCCCAAAGGAACAGCUUUGUGGAAAAGCCGUUUCGGAGGAUUACAGAAUGGUGGAGGCCGUUUCAACGCUUCCGGGUUUAAUAGAGCAGCACUUUGAGAAUCUAAACAUCUAUAAAGGACUAGAGGCCAUUAGUGCAUGCGUGCGGCUCACGAACGGCUUCGUCCAAAGACAUGCUCCGUGGAAGCUGGACCGGAGGGAAGACCGGGAAUGGCUUGACACCAUCCUUCACGUGUCUUUAGAGUGCCUCAGGGUGUAUGGGAUACUCCUGCAACCUGUGGUGCCAGGGCUUGCCGAUAAAAUAUUAUCUAGGUUGGGAGUCGCGUUUGAAGAGAGGAGCUGGGAUUGUCUUAACUUCCUGAAGAGAUAUGAAGGAGGAGACUGUGGACUGGAAGGAAGAGUGCUGGGUCCUGAUUUGGGAGUGUUGUUUAGUCGUCUAGAGAGGAGCCCGGUGAAAAAGAAGACUCCCAAAAUGGAAACAACACAAGACGAAGGAAAAUCUUAAUGAAUAGUUAUAUGAAUAUGAUUUAAUAAAAGAUAGUGAUGGAUGGUGUUGGGGUUCAGUGACGCUUUAUACAAAUAUACAACAAGGCAUAAAAACAGACAUGUUUUUUUUUAAUGAGAAAUACACAACAAAACUGAAAAAAUUGUACAAAUUGAAAUAAAAUAAGUCGCAAUACUCUCAUAA